GCUGGGAUUGAUGGAGAAUCCAAUUUAGGAAAACACCCUUUGAUGAAGAAAGCUUGAAGCAAAGAGGAAUUUUUGCACGGACGUUUCCAAGUGUGACAGGCACAAUCACACCGGGAUCCUCUCUGGGAGGGCUCCUGGAGCACUGCAGACCUGUUGGCACGAGAGGAGAGCCCUGACUGAGCCCACUGGAGCUGGCUGUGGUUGAAGAUUACAGGAGCUGUUUUGAUCAGGGGAAAAUUUCUGUUUUUAGCACAGGCAGCAAUUAAAAUAGCUCGUGAAUCUCAACGCCUCAGGGAGCUGUCAUAAAAGGAGGCAGAAAAUCCAUCUUCUGGUCUCCUCUGCAGCCAGACAUGAGCCUGGAGACAGCACAGGAGAAGAGAGCCUGAGCUUCACCUGGUGGGAAAGGACAAGCCAAGACCCUGAGCCAUUCCUGCUGCUUUGAUCCCGACAUGGCUGUGGAGGAUCUCCGGGCUUCCAGCACCCCUUUCUCGCUCUCCUUUUCGGGCAGCGGCUUCCUGGCCCUCUACCAGGUUGGGGUGGUGCAGUCCCUGCUGGAGUUGGCUCCCGAGCUCCUCAGGUCUGCCUGCAAGGUCUACGGCUCCUCGGCCGGAUCGCUCAUCGCUGCCGCCGUCGUCUGCGGCGUUGGCCUGGAUGACCUAAAGGAAUUUUUCUUUGCACUGGCAACAGAAGUCAGGAAAACCAUCCUGGGCCCCCUCUCUCCCAAGUGCAGCUUGCUGGCCGAUCUCAAGGCUGUCCUGCAGCGGAUGCUGCCCGAGGAUUCCUACCUGCUGGCCUCGGGGAGGCUGCACAUCUCACUGACACGGGUGGUGGAUGGCCAGAACGUCAUGGCCUCGGAGUUCAGCUCCAAGGAGGAGCUCAUUCAGGCUCUCCUCUGCAGCUGCUUUCUUCCAAUUUACUGUGGAUUCAUCCCUCCAUCCUACCGAGGAGUGCGCUAUGUGGACGGAGGUUUCACGGGCCUGCAGCCCGUGUCCAGCCUGGAGGAGCCCGUGAUCACCGUGUCCCCGUUCACCGGAGAGCUGGACAUCUGCCCCCGCGACUGCCCCGCCAUCUUCUUCUGCUUCCAGAUCUUCAACGGCAGCAUCCAGAUCUCCAUAGAGAACCUGUGCAGGAUCAGCUACGCUCUCUUCCCACCCAGCACCAUGGUCUUGAACGACAUUUUCUCCCAGGGGUACCAGGACACUGCCCUUUUCCUGUACAGGAACAAUGCCUUUGGCUUUAAUUACUUUGAUGGCAAUUUCCGCUUCGGCAGCACCUGUGGGAAGAAUGACUCUGGAAAACCCAAUGGGACCCACCCCAGCCUGUGCAAAAGGGUCCCUCAGUGCCUGAGCCCUUACUUCCUGCCAGGCUUGUGGAAGAAGGAGCAGGUGAAUGGACUGCAGGACCCCCUGGCCAAGGUCCUGCUGCAGCCCUACAGGCUCCCAGCCUUGCUCAGGAAGGGGGUGAAGAAGGUGUGGGGGCUGCUGGAAGGUGUCAGCUCCCUGGUACGACGACUGCACAGGCUCCUCCAAACCUUGGUGCCUGCUUUGCCUGGGACAGCCGUGGACAGGAGGAGGCAACAAAUGGAUCCCAACAGCAGCAGCUGUUAAUUAGAGUAAAUAGCCUGUUUAAUUGCACAAAGGGAAAUGGAACAGAGGGAACUUUCAUCCAAAGGGCCGUGAAGACUGCAGGAAUGAAUGUGGGAAGCAGCUGAAGGGAGCUUUGAUAUAACAAGACUCCAAGUUACCGAGGAGUGCUGUGUGAAAGAACAAUAUCCUGUGUUCUGCCAUCUUUGGUUCAAAUCAGUGACCUGGGAUACUUUCUGUGGUCUAAAAGAAAGCUGGAUGCUUAUUUCAUAGAAUCAUGAAAUGGUUUGGGUUAAAAGGGAUCACUUUAAAGAUCACCUUGUUCCACACCCUGCCAUGGGCAGGGACACCUUCCACUAUUCCAGGUUGUUCCAAGCCCAAUGUCCAG
Messenger RNA from Catharus ustulatus (Swainson's thrush), 1971 nucleotides. RefSeq names its product patatin like phospholipase domain containing 1 (gene PNPLA1). The transcript has 9 exons. Lineage: Eukaryota; Metazoa; Chordata; Aves; Passeriformes; Turdidae. Gene Ontology annotation, molecular function: triacylglycerol lipase activity. Bases 450 to 1607 code for a protein of 385 amino acids. Gene Ontology annotation, cellular component: membrane; cytoplasm; lipid droplet. Gene Ontology annotation, biological process: lipid homeostasis; triglyceride catabolic process. The record is from RefSeq and is a predicted model, not a curated record.